AUGGACACAGCCUCACUCCCUGUCAUUCAGCAGGUAGAAUCUAACAACCAAGAUCGGCAAGACGUGGUAUGUCCUGCCGAGGGCGACCCCAUACCGCAGCAUAUAAGUCCCGAGGCCAAAACACCAACUACCCUCAGCGUCCAGAAAGCAGCUUAUGCCUACACCGAUGCUGAGCAACAAAUCAUAGCAUUGGAUAUUGACGAGCGAGGACCAGGCAAUGGACCAAACGACACUUUCCCAGAAGGUGGCCUCGAGGCCUGGCUUGUCUUAACUGGUGCUUUCCUUGCUCUCUUUGCCUCGUUCGGCUUCAUGGUGUCCAUCGGCACAAUCCAAGAAUACCUUCAGAUGCACCAAUUAUCGACCUAUACGUCCCGCGAUAUCGGCUGGAUCCCUUCAGUCUUUGUCUACCUGGCUCUCGGGCUGGGCAUCUGGGUCGGACCUCUCUUUGACCGCUACGGACCACGGUGGAUUGCAUUGUUGGGAAGUACGAGCUACGUGGUUAUGGUCUUUCUCUUAGCAGAGUGUGGAAAGUAUUGGCAAUUUCUUCUCUGCCUUGGUUUCCUGGGUGGGAUUGCUGGGGCAACCUUGACCACAACGAGUUUGGCCGUGGUGAGCCACUGGUUUAAACGGAAGAGAGGGCUUGCACACGGCAUUGCAAUGGUGGGAUCGAGCUUUGGUGGCGUCACGAUUCCCCUGAUCUUGAGGUCCACGCUUCCCAAGUACGGGUAUGCAUGGUCCAUGCGUAUCCUGGGGUUUCUGUUCCUCGGAUGCUUGGUUCUUGCGAAUGUGCUGAUGAAGCCGCGCUUGCCGCCAUCCCCUGAAGCACGGAAACAGGCAAUCAUAUCGCUGGGAUUGUUCGGGGAUCUAAAAUUCACUUUUUUGACGAUCAGCGUCUUUGGGUUCGAAAUCGUUUUGUUUGGUGCUCUGGGCAUUCUCCCAACCUACGCGAACUACGGCGACAAAUUCCCGCCCGAUACAGGAUUCUACAUCAUAUCAGUUCUCAAUGCCUCGUCUUGUUUUGGACGAAUCAUCCCAGGCUAUAUAUCGGACUUUGUGGGCCGUUUUAACACCCUCCUCUUCAUGAUCCUUUUCACCUUGAUCCUCAUGCUUGCUGUCUGGCUCCCUCUGGGCCACACCUCCCUGGUCGCCCUAUACAUCUUCGUGGCGCUCUUCGGCUUCGGGACCGGCUCGUGGAUGGCGCUUACCCCUGCCUGCAUAGGCCAACUCUGCGAAGCCGAUCAGUUUGGACGGUUUUACGGGACGAGCUAUUUCAUCGGCAGCCUUGCGGCUCUCGUCUGUAUUCCCAUCAGUGGGGAGCUGGUAGAGGCGGCGGGUCCAGAGGUCAUGGUCGGGUUUAUGUGUGUUGUCGCGGGCGUGUCAAUGGGCACGUUCAUAUUGAGUCGCUGGGCUUGUCUGGGUUGGCAGUGGCGCUGGAUGGCUAAGGUUUGA
This is a messenger RNA of Fonsecaea erecta, 1449 nucleotides long. RefSeq lists its product as hypothetical. The record is from RefSeq and is a predicted model, not a curated record. The transcript has a single exon. The coding region runs from base 1 to 1449 and encodes 482 amino acids. Lineage: Eukaryota; Fungi; Ascomycota; Eurotiomycetes; Chaetothyriales; Herpotrichiellaceae. Gene Ontology annotation, biological process: transmembrane transport. Gene Ontology annotation, cellular component: fungal-type vacuole membrane. Gene Ontology annotation, molecular function: transmembrane transporter activity.